This is a messenger RNA of Suillus bovinus, 1510 nucleotides long. RefSeq lists its product as uncharacterized. Bases 291 to 1268 code for a protein of 325 amino acids. The record is from RefSeq and is a predicted model, not a curated record. The transcript is spliced from 2 exons. Lineage: Eukaryota; Fungi; Basidiomycota; Agaricomycetes; Boletales; Suillaceae.
AUCCGUAGCUCUCCUGUCAUGUCACAAUGGGAAUCAUUACCAACAUGGUUGCAAAAUCAAGUUAAACAAAUUGAAGGAGGAUUAUUAUCGUCGUCGCUUGCGUCCCUCAAAUCGCUCAACCGCUCAAUCUCUUCUAAAGAGUUCUCUGAUCAUUUACGUCCUUACUUUCAAACACUCAUUCCCCUUUUUUUCGUUCAUCUCGAUCCAAGGCUCGUUCCCCAUGAGAUCACUCCAGAUUCUGUACAUUCAAUCAUGCUCGCUAAGGUGUCUAUCAUAAGCAUUAGUUGCCUAUGCGGAGGGAAUCAAGGGGAAUUAUGCGGUGCACCCCAAUUUCGUCAGAAGCUGUCCGACGCUAUGCAUUCGAAUUGGAGUGGGGUGUUUGCAUGGUUCAAUUUUUCUACCAUAAUUUCCUCGUCCCGCGGGAUGACCCAGUGGCACGCCUACACAGAAUCUACAGCGUAACCUCGCAGGAAGCUGCCAGCACCUCAACACUGUUCAUCUAUGUGGCUAGCGUGCUUCCCGGUGUUGUCGCAGAUCUCCAUCGAACAACGCCAAAGAUCGAGGGAAUCAUCAUGGAACUCUGGUACUUGGUAACGGAUAUCAAAUGCGAAGAUUGCAUUGUUGAUCCAUAUAUUCGCCACUGGCGUCAGGACUUCAACAUGCUUCGCGCAUUCAUGGCGCAUGUAGUCCCCUCGUGCGUGUACUAUGAGCCUAGCACUCCUCUCCCGCCUUUGACAUCGCUCAUCGAAACCGCUGGAGGAAGGAUUCCUAUUGUAUUGGCUGCUCUCAAAUGCCUACGUUUUGCGGGAAAGGGAGUGGCUCAGAGAGACCGCGACGUUGUCAAGCAUGACCUUGAUCUUAGCUCCUUGAAUACUCUCUCGUUGACGUGCAAGCAAACGCUCAUCUUUAUGUUUGCUACAAGCCAGGCAGACCCUGUCAUUUGCGAACUUUUUCUCACACAUUGCUCGAUGCGCACAGUUCUCAACACGUUAGCCGGAAUAGGAACGCGUCCAGGUCCAGAACCUGAUCUAGAUCCUACCAAUGAAAACUUCUGUCAAAAGACUACAACAAAGCGGGCUGCUAUGGCUAUUGGUCAGCAGUACAUAUCAUUCGUGUUGGUGUGUUCUAAUAAUCCCAUUGAAACUGCCUGCCACGCCCUUCGUUGUUGUCUUCUGGAGGUUCUCCUACGGAACGGUGUAUUCCCUUCCGAAAAUCGCUUACAGAAGUCCAGAUGGUCGGAUUAUGACAUCAGGAUUUUGAACAGCUAGGGGGGGCGUUAAUCUAUGAGAGGGUCGUUCGUAUCGCCUCGAUGUCUAUGCAAUACAUCGAUUCUCAGCGCCUUUACGUCCAUGCUAUGCAUGAUCCAACAUCAUGGGGCUCGCUGUUGACCUUCAAAGAGAUCCCUUCGCGGCGUUGGAGGAUUCUCUCUGCGUUAACGCCGUAUACACGCCCAGGGUACGAACAAACCUGUGGAGGUCCCGAGGUAUGAACUUUCCGUGUCAAGUUUGGC